UGAUACCGGAGACGAGCGGUCCAGACAAGCCUGCAAACGCCCAGCCUGUCUGUCUGUCUGCCCAGCGGAGCUCCGAGCCGCCGUCAAUGUGAAGCGCAGCCGACCGCCCCGGGGAAGAUCACCCCCCGAGAUACCCAGCAAGUCACACCGGACUAAUAGUCUUCGUCUCGGACCUGAAAGGCUCGCUGCGGGCGCCUCCUGACUUGUAUUUUUCCCUGUGCAAAAGAUCGUGAAGAAAUGACUCGGGACUCGGGGAACUAACUGGCUAGCUAUUAUGCUAACACAGAUUAGCUUCGAUAGCAGUCAGGUUGUAAACUAGCCGUCUAACCAAGUCAACUAUUAUUUGCGAUUUUUUUGUUUUGUUUUUUUGCAGAUCGGCAUAUUCUACCGGUAAACACGUCGCGAUGUUGUCAAUUUAGGUUAGCGCAUUUAGAAGCAUUAAUUUAUGGCAUUUUCUCUUGUUUGCCUAAGUUUUCUAGUGCCAGACAGUCGUGAGGGCAGUUAGCAUGUCGGCUAGCAGAAAUGGUCGGUGUUUGCGGGCUAGUUGUAGAUGGCACAUACGCCAGCCGAGUUAACCGCGUCAUGUAUCCGCACUUUCAAUGUCUGGAUCACUACUAGAACUAGCCCAACUUUCUACUGCGCUUAGACAAAAAUACCUCAACACCCAAGCCUAAUUAAAAAGCACUGUUUCUCCUCUUUUCCUCGAUGAGUAGUUUCAUGUACGCAAGACCUGUUCAAGUUGUGGAGCUGACGUGAGGAAAAAGUGGCGAAAAUCUCAUACUUGCUGCUACAUUUUUUGGAUCAGAAGUGAAUCAGGACUUUUAUCACGAACUUCGAGGCUAAUGUCGGUGGAGACAGUCUCUGCAAUGGGCCGCAUCACCUCCAAGUCUCUCGCUAAAUUUGGGAUCUGUCUGACUAUCCUCCUGACUUCCGUGGCUGCUGCCCAAGGAGAGGAGCGGGAGUGUGCCUUCACAGACCAGCAGCAGCAGUUGGAGGUGGAGCGCGUGGCGGGGGGCGAGGGCAGAGUCUCUCCAGAGAACACCACCAUCCGCUGUGCCAAGGGCAACCACUGCUUCGGCCUGUGGGAGAAGAGCCCCCCGGGCGAAGUGCGGCCGGUCAAGCAAGGUUGCUGGCCCUACCUGGGUGAUCGUCUGGAGUGCCGUGAAGACCGCUGCGUUGUGACCAACCUUCCCCCUCAGAUCCAAAAUGGCACCUACCACUUCUGCUGCUGCGGCAGCGACAUGUGCAAUGUCAACUUCACCGAGGACUUUCCACUGCCCAGCCCCACCACCGCACAACCCAUUACCACCCGCGCCCUACGCUGCGAAGAGACAAUAAUUAUCGCCCUGGCAACAGUCACCGUAAUGGUGGUGGUUGCUGUAGCAGCUUACUUUGGCUACCGCAUGAUGCACGGAGAUGGUAAACAGGGCCUGCACAACCUGAACAUGAUGGAAGCUGCCGGAUCGGAGAGCUCCCUGGACCUGGACAAUCUCAAACUGCUGGAGCUGAUUGGGCGUGGUCGCUACGGCACGGUAUACUGCGGUUCCCUAGACGAGAGGCCAGUAGCUGUAAAAGUCUUCACUGCAGCCAAUCGGCAAAACUUUCUCAACGAAUGCUCCAUCUACCGCCUCCCCCUGCUGGAACACGACAACAUUGCACGCUUUGUGGCCGCGGACGAGCGCACGGGACCGGAGGGGCGGACCGAGUACCUGCUCGUCAUGGACUACUACCCUCAUGGCUCCCUGAGUCACUUCCUGAGCGCCCAGACCAAUGAUUGGGUCAGCAGUUGUCGUCUGGCUCAUUCCGUCACCCGCGGCCUGGCCUACCUACACACGGAGCUCUUCAAAGGAGAUUUGUACAAGCCUGCAGUUUCCCACAGGGACCUGAACAGUCGGAAUAUUCUUGUCAAAGCAGACGGCACUUGUGUCAUCAUUGAUUUCGGCUUGUCUAUGAAGCUGACGGGUAACAGGCCAGCACGCCAUGGAGAGGAAGAAAACGCUGCUAUUAGUGAAGUGGGUACAAUCCGAUACAUGGCUCCCGAAGUGCUUGAAGGAGCAGUGAAUUUGAGAGAUUGUGAGUCUGCUCUAAAGCAAGUGGAUAUGUACGCACUUGGACUGGUCUACUGGGAAACUUUCAUGAGAUGUACAGAUCUAUUCCCCGGGGAAUCUGCGCCAGAAUACCAGAUGGCCUUCCAAGCGGAGGCAGGGAACCACCCGACGUUCGAGGACAUGCAGGUCCUUGUGUCCAGGGAGAAGCAGAGGCCCAAAUUCCCAGAAGCCUGGAAAGAGAACAGUCUGGCUGUGCGCUCACUAAAAGAGACGAUGGAGGACUGUUGGGACCAGGACGCAGAGGCCCGGCUCACUGCUCAGUGUGCAGAAGAGCGACUUGCUGAACUCCUUCUCAUCUGGGACCGAUCGAAAUCUGUCAGCCCCACCCUCAACCCCAUGUCCACCACACUGCACAAUGAGAGGAACCGCAUGACACCAAAGUCUGGACCUUACACAGACCACCCCUCCACCUACAUAGAGGAGCACGAGGGAGUGGCCAAAAACACACAGGCUGACAGCACUAAUGCUGUGAAUGGCAGAGCAAUGACUGGAACAGGGGAGAGGAACCGCAACUCCAUCAACCAGGAGAGGCAGCAGCAGGCCAACGCUCGUCUGCCCAGCCCAGAGGGCAGCAGCACCAGUGGGCCAGGAACCAGAGGAAGUCCCUCAACCACCACCACUACCACCAUCUCUGAGUCUGAGGGGCCCACAACAACUGCCACUGUCCCUGUGUGUCUGCACCUGACCCAGGAGGACCUUGAGACCACCAAGCUGGACCCCAAAGAGGUGGAUAAGAACCUCAAAGAGAGCUCAGAUGAGAACUUGAUGGAGCACUCCCAAAAACAGUUCUGCUCUCCAGACCCUCUUAGCCCUGGCAGCUCCAGUCUGCUCUAUCCUCUCAUUAAGAUGGCCAGUGAGGCGUCCGGUCCCUCUGAGCCCCCCGCCCCCAUUCCAAGCACCAUCUUCCCCCUGCCCAAGCAGCAGAACCUGCCCAAGAGGCCGUCCAGCCUUCCCCUGCGUAACAAGCCUGCUAAGAAAGAGUCCUCUUCCUCCUCUCUGAGGUUUAAGUUUGGCCGCUCGGGUAAGUCCAACCUACGGCAGGUGGAGGGCAACAAGGUGAACACUGGAGGAGCGGUGCCCACUAACACUGCAGUAGAAUCCCACAGGCCCAAUGGCACCAACAACCUGCCCGUCCUGAGAGACAUGCACGUGAACGGAGCUAUGAAUGGCCAUGCCAGCACCAUCUCCACCAUCAGCAGCGGCUCCACAGGAUUCAACCAGAGCUCCGGGGUCCUGAGGUCAGACGACAGCCGCCUUAGCCUGGGGGUCAUCACCGCCAGUCCAGAUGAACACGAGCCCCUCCUGAGCAGGGAGCGUGAGCAGCUUGACCCUUCCACGCUGCGCUCUGCUCGACCCAAUACUAACAACAACAACAGUAACACAGGCCACGGCCAGGGCAACGGAGAGGGUGAGGGGGAGAGUGACACGGAGGAGGAGGGGAACAAUACAGAGGGACCAGGCAGAGAAAGCACAGGAGCCCCAGGAGAGAGUUCCGGGUUGGGCAGCACACACCCCCAAGGGGACGCUCCCGUCACCAUGAGAGGGGAGGCUCUGCUCCGACAGCCACGAGCUCGCCGGCCCGAGAGACCCAACUCCCUGGACUUGUCCUUCACCACUAUGGACCUGGCCUCUCUAGGGGAGGGCCUGGUUCAGCCAGAUGGGGCCCUGGGUUCAGGAGAUAAAAUCAAGAAGCGCGUCAAAACGCCUUAUUCAGUGAAAAAGUGGCGGCCGACUACGUGGGUCAUCCCCACAGACACGCACGAGCCGGAGGUCAAUAACAACGGGUCGACCCGUGGGCCAGGGCACAGGGAGAACCGGCCCAAGUCCAGUUCAGCUCUGUAUCUGCGAGGGGGGGGCAGUGACACCCACGUGUGACUGCGGACCCCCACAGGACUGAAAAGCACCAGAGCGGUUGGGUUAUGUCUGAACUCAGCGAGAGGAAGCUACAAGUGUGGUGUAUGGUGUACAGUUUAGGUCUGUUGCUCCUGUGUGUCUUUGACGAUGGCAUUGCUUUAAAUGGAAUCCAGCUAUGCAGCAUUCUCAUCUGCUUCUGUUGUCUCCAUGCGUUCCUUCAUCAACCCCCUUUUGUUCUCAUCACUUAAACAGUUCCAAACACGAGCAUAGCAUCAUUUUAAGUGGAUUUCCUUUUUUGUAUGUGCACUUUGAAAAUCAGUGUUUUUUUUAAAAAAAAGUCCUGUCUAUCGCGACCAUGACAAGAAGUGGUCUCUAAACUUACAAAGGCGAUAAGAAACAAUCACAAACACUGAGCGUUCUCCUUCCUUUUGUUUUGCUGUAUCACGCUCUGUAAAAGAAGUGUCGGUCUUAAAAGACAGAACAAACCAUUAAAAUUUUGUAUUUCCUUAAUUUGUAUGCAAUCUCCUUUUGUUUAUGUAUUCAUUUUGUACCAUAAUUUUUAAUUGUGCAAUAGGAUGUAGCUUUUAGAUGCUUUUUAUGUUUUUUAUUUUGUUUUACCCCCUCGUCAUGUUUUGUUAAUCAUUGUUGCACUUACGAAUAGUCACAAUCAUAUGUAAACAAUCUACAUUUAUCCCUAAAUCAAGAGGAGACCAAGGAUGACAAUCCCUUACUACAUCUUCUCUGGACACCUUUUUAAGUACAAAAUAUUCAAUCCUUAUUAUCAAGAAGUGGAUUUUUCCUCUUAACUUCUGCUUGCACAAUUCCACAAGAAUCCUACUACUACACUACAAUCACCAAUGUAAUCUACGGCGGGGUCUUUUACAAUGGCCCACUGUUUAACUUGCUGUACCGCGAUCACCUGACCUCACUGUGGACUCUAUGUGUGACUGAUGAACACUAUAUAAAGCCCAGAUCUGCUCCUUUGAAGAAAAAACCAAACCUGUCUGAAGCACGCUGGAUAUAAGGUUCUCUGCUUCUCCUUUUUUUUUUUUUUUUUCAUCCUGUUUUUGAGUGAUUUAUUUGUGUGUGAGCGUCUGUGAGGACUGUCUGAGCCUUAGCGCUGUACAGGCGUGCUAAAACAUUGUAUUUCCUUCUGUAAUCUCAGCGCUGCUUCAGGGCAUAUGAAAAGAUCUCAUUUAUGUUUUUGUAAUCUGUAAUUUGUAAGAAAAAAACCUUAUGUAUGUGUAUUAUUGCAUUCAUAUUUGCAUCAUUUUUAUGAAGUUCUGUUAUGCAUUCAAUGGACAUGGCCUUUCCAUUGCUAUGCGUCCUGUUCGGUACAGUUUCUGUAAACAUUUUUGAGUCAAUAUGAAAAUAAAUCUCAAUAAAUGUAUGGAAUAAUUGUU
This is a messenger RNA of Boleophthalmus pectinirostris (great blue-spotted mudskipper), 5365 nucleotides long. It is a transcript of the gene bmpr2b, whose product is annotated as bone morphogenetic protein receptor, type II b (serine/threonine kinase). The transcript has 13 exons. The record is from RefSeq and is a predicted model, not a curated record. Bases 843 to 3983 code for a protein of 1046 amino acids. Gene Ontology annotation, biological process: protein phosphorylation; vasculature development; BMP signaling pathway. Lineage: Eukaryota; Metazoa; Chordata; Actinopteri; Gobiiformes; Gobiidae. Gene Ontology annotation, molecular function: transforming growth factor beta receptor activity; ATP binding. Gene Ontology annotation, cellular component: signaling receptor complex; plasma membrane.